GCAUUAUUUCUGGUAUCAACAAGCAACAUCAACACCAGGUUUUGUUUUUUUUUUCCUCUCCUCUUCCACAGUCGCGUCUCAAUGUGCUAUCACGCUCAAUAAUAAUUCACACACACACACUCCUUCUCUUGAGGAUUCUCCUUCAAUAAUCACAUGCAUGUCGGGCGGUGGAGAACACCUGAAAGAUGAGGGCACGAGACGGCAAGUCGUCCUCGCGGGCGGUAUAGCUGGUCUGGUCUCACGCUUUUGCAUUGCGCCUCUCGAUGUCGUUAAGAUCAGAUUGCAGUUGCAGAUCCAUUCGUUAUCGGAUCCUUCUUCGAUCCAUGGCCUCAAAGGUCCGGUGUAUAAGGGGACGCUCCCUACAAUGCGAGCGAUCAUCCGUGAGGAGGGAUUGACUGGGCUUUGGAAAGGCAACAUUCCCGCAGAACUCCUCUACGUCUGCUACGGCGGCAUCCAAUUCACCACCUACCGUACAACAACCCAAGCGCUGUCGAAACUAGACCCGCACCGCCUACCUCCCUCCGUCGAAUCUUUUAUCUCAGGCGCCUUCGCCGGUGGUGUUGCGACCGCAGCCACUUAUCCUCUUGACCUAUUGCGCACGCGCUUUGCAGCGCAGGGGAAGGAGCGUGUCUAUACCUCCCUCUGGUCCUCCGUACGGGACAUUGCUCGGUACGAGGGGCCGCUGGGCUUUUUCCGCGGAUGCAGUGCAGCUGUCGGACAGAUUGUGCCAUAUAUGGGCCUUUUCUUCACAACAUACGAGACCCUACGGCCAUCAAUGGCAUCGUUCAACGACUACCUGCCCUUCGGAUCCGGGGAUGCCGCCGCCGGUGUAGUCGCGAGCGUGCUGGCCAAGACAGGCGUAUUCCCAUUGGAUCUAGUCAGGAAGCGAUUGCAAGUGCAGGGGCCAACCAGGUCGAAAUACGUGCACGCGAAUAUCCCGGAAUAUCGCGGAGUUUUCAAGACAAUCCAGCUGAUCCUUCGGACACAGGGGGUACGCGGGUUGUAUCGAGGCUUGACCGUGAGCCUGUUCAAGGCGGCACCCGCAAGCGCGGUCACUAUGUGGACAUAUGAGCACGCCUUGAAGACUCUUCGCGAGAUGGAUAUCGCGAGCGAGAAAAAUUAGAUUUCUUUUGUUCCUUUUUACCUUUUCUUCCCGGCGUUUUUUCACUGUUUUCCUUUUUAACUUUUGCAGCACCACAUGUACAACACAACACAGAUAAGAGCGUUCGUUGUUAGUUUCUUUCUUUUUACUACUGGGUCUCAACCCCAGCACCGGAUAGAUAUAUAAAAGAGGUACGAUAGAAGACCAUAUCUAAUUCUUAA
Molecule: messenger RNA, 1323 nt
Organism: Paecilomyces variotii
Lineage: Eukaryota; Fungi; Ascomycota; Eurotiomycetes; Eurotiales; Thermoascaceae
Product: mitochondrial thiamine pyrophosphate carrier 1
Exons: 4
Coding region: 158-1123 (321 amino acids)
Biological process (GO): thiamine pyrophosphate transmembrane transport
Cellular component (GO): mitochondrial inner membrane
Molecular function (GO): thiamine transmembrane transporter activity
Source: RefSeq, a predicted model, not a curated record